AUGGUCCUCGCACACAAGGAUGACCAUCCAUAUUGGUAUGCUCAGAUUCUAGGUGUCUUUCACGUCAAUGUCAUCUAUACAGGGAAGGACACUCGCUGGACGAAGCAGAUGGACUUUUUAUGGGUUAGAUGGUUUGGUCGCGACCCCAACAAUUAUCGGUCAGGCUGGAACGUGAAAUGUCUUCACCGGCUUGGAUUCAUACCUGCAGAUGAACCAGGUUCAUUUGGAUUUCUCGAUCCUCGUCAAAUCGUUCGUGGCAUCCACUUAAUCCCCACAUUUGCCUACAGCCGUACCGACAAACUUUUACCGCCCUCGAUUUCCCAUCCUCUUCAUGAAAAAAAUGAAGAUUGGAAAUUUUACUACGUAAAUAUGUUCGUCGACCGUGAUAUGUUUAUGCGCUUUCGUGGCGGGGGGGUUGGUCACAAGUCAACUUGCAAUGCAACACAAAUAUUUCGCAACGACUGCGACCCUCUAGAUUGUGUUGCUCCCGGCAACAAUGCAGACUCCGAGCAAGAUGAAGAGGCAUUCGAGGGAGACGAAGAAGCAUCUGAGGGAGAUGAAGAAGGAGCAUCCGAGGGAGAUGAAGAAGGAGCAGCCGAGGGAGAUGAGGAAGGAGCAACUGAGGGAGAUGAAGGUGGACCAUCCGAGGGAGAUGAGGAAGGAGCAACCGAGGGAGAUGAAGGUGGACCAUCCGAGGGAGAUGAAGGUAUCAUUGAUCAGGACGAAGACGAAGUUGGUGAAUCAGAGAUGGAGGAGUUUGGUUAUGGCGGACUGGAUCAAGAAGAGGAUGACACUGACAGCGAUGAAAAUGACAGUGACAGCAACAAUGAAGACAAUGACAUUGAUAAUGACCUGGGACCUGAGGAUGGAGAAGACGAGAACGAAGAGGCGCUCGAGGGGUAUGCAGAGCUUUAA
Messenger RNA from Suillus clintonianus, 915 nucleotides. RefSeq lists its product as uncharacterized. The transcript is spliced from 4 exons. The record is from RefSeq and is a predicted model, not a curated record. Bases 1 to 915 code for a protein of 304 amino acids. Lineage: Eukaryota; Fungi; Basidiomycota; Agaricomycetes; Boletales; Suillaceae.